Arabidopsis lyrata subsp. lyrata is the source of this 2622-nucleotide messenger RNA. Its product is annotated as probable inorganic phosphate transporter 1-5. The record is from RefSeq and is a predicted model, not a curated record. The transcript has 3 exons. Lineage: Eukaryota; Viridiplantae; Streptophyta; Magnoliopsida; Brassicales; Brassicaceae. Gene Ontology annotation, biological process: transmembrane transport; phosphate ion transport. Gene Ontology annotation, molecular function: phosphate transmembrane transporter activity. Gene Ontology annotation, cellular component: membrane. Bases 818 to 2449 code for a protein of 543 amino acids.
UUGGUUGAGGCCAAAAAAGAAGAAAAAAAAUGUGAAACAAAGAUCAGACUUCAUCCAAUUAUUACAAAAAUCUAUUAUCAGUCUUGAGCAGUUCAAUUCAUCUAUUGAAUUACUAAAAUUUGAGGACUGAUCAUAGAUAGUUCUAGAGAAAAUCAAUUUGAGGAGUGUUAAAUUGAAUGAAAUAUGGAAGGAAAGUGAGAGAAGAAAUCGACCUCAUCAAAAGGUGUUGUAUUCAUUAAAGUUUCACGUUGGUAUAUUUAAAAUUAAUUUUUUGUAAGGUAUAUUCUUCUAAAUGUUCUUUUUGUUUCUAGACUUCUCUCCAGACUCCACUUCCACUUCAGCGUUUAAUAGUUUAAAGUUUCCACCUCAUGCAUGUGUUAUGUGUACAUAUUUCUAUACAUUCUUAUUUUUAAGUAAACUAUAUAUCUUGUAAAAUAGUAACUUUUAUAAUUAAGAGUAAGUUGGUUUAACAAUAAAUUGAAUAUACGUUUUUUAAUUAAAAUGGUAGUGAAUUGAUUAGUUUAAGAAUAGAACCAAAACCAAGCUUAAUUAAGUUAGAUUGAUUCCUCACGUUUCAACAGGAAAUCUUAGGUUCUUGGCCUCACGCAUACUUUUCCUUGACUCUUUCAAAAAAAGACAACCUUUGACAAAUCGCUCAUAAAUUGCAUUUAAUUUUACAUAGAUAAUUGUACUCACUGUCACAUGCAUGUUCACAAUAUCUUGACUAUAUAAUUACAUUUAUAAAUACUAGCCUAUGUGAUCAAGAAUUGGUGUACCAAGAUUGUUCUCUCAGGUGAGUAAACAACAGAAAAAAAAAAUGGCGAGGAAAGGGAAAGAAGUGUUGAACGCUUUGGACGCGGCCAAAACGCAGAUGUACCAUUUCACAGCGAUUGUAAUCGCGGGUAUGGGUUUUUUCACUGAUGCUUACGAUCUUUUCAGCAUCUCUCUCGUCACCAAGCUCCUCGGCCGCAUAUACUACCACGUUGAUGGCUCCAAGAAGCCUGGAACGCUCCCCCCAAAUGUUGCUGCCGCUGUUAAUGGUGUGGCUUUCUGCGGGACCCUCGCUGGCCAGCUCUUCUUCGGUUGGCUCGGUGACAAGCUCGGCCGCAAGAAAGUUUACGGUAUUACCUUGAUGGUCAUGGUACUAUGUUCACUCGGGUCUGGUCUAUCAUUCGGUCACUCAGCUAACGGAGUAAUGGCCACACUUUGUUUCUUCCGGUUCUGGCUUGGUUUCGGCAUAGGCGGCGACUACCCUCUCUCCGCCACUAUCAUGUCGGAAUACGCCAACAAGAAGACACGUGGCGCGUUCAUAGCAGCCGUCUUUGCUAUGCAAGGCUUCGGAAUCUUAGCCGGAGGAAUCGUGUCUCUCAUCGUCUCGAGUGCAUUCGACCAUGCGUUCGACGCACCCACCUACGAAGUUGAUCCGGUUGGGUCCACUGUUCCUCAGGCGGAUUACGUGUGGCGGAUUGUGCUCAUGUUUGGAGCUAUUCCGGCGUUACUUACUUAUUAUUGGCGGAUGAAGAUGCCGGAAACUGCUCGGUAUACCGCUCUUGUUGCCCGGAAUACCAAACAAGCCGCCUCCGAUAUGUCUAAGGUGCUUCAAGUGGAUCUAAUUGCAGAAGAAGAAGCACAACCAAAUCAGUCAUCUUCAUCAAACCCUAAUUCCUCCUUCGGCUUAUUCUCCAGAGAAUUCGCUCGCCGUCACGGCCUCCACCUUCUCGGAACAACCACCACGUGGUUCCUCCUCGACAUCGCCUAUUACAGCAGCAACCUCUUCCAAAAAGACAUCUACACCGCAAUCGGAUGGAUUCCCGCCGCCGAAACAAUGAACGCAAUCCACGAAGUCUUCACCGUCUCCAAAGCUCAAACCCUAAUCGCUCUUUGCGGCACCGUCCCUGGUUACUGGUUCACCGUCGCAUUCAUCGAUAUACUCGGUCGAUUCUUCAUCCAAUUGAUGGGAUUUAUCUUCAUGAUGAUCUUUAUGUUCGCUUUAGCGAUUCCUUAUGAUCAUUGGAGACAUAGAGAGAAUCGAAUUGGUUUUUUGAUUAUGUAUUCGUUGACGAUGUUUUUCGCGAAUUUUGGACCCAAUGCGACGACGUUUGUUGUUCCUGCUGAGAUAUUUCCGGCGAGGUUGAGAUCGACUUGUCAUGGGAUAUCGGCGGCUUCUGGUAAGGCGGGAGCGAUUGUUGGAGCUUUUGGGUUUCUUUACGCGGCGCAGAGUUCGGAUUCGGAGAAGACUGAUGCUGGUUAUCCUCCUGGGAUUGGUGUUAGGAAUUCGUUGUUGAUGCUUGGUUGUGUUAAUUUCUUUGGGAUUGUUUUUACUCUGUUAGUUCCGGAAUCGAAAGGGAAGUCUUUGGAAGAGAUUUCGAGAGAAGAUGAGGAACAGAGCGGCGGAGAUGCGGUGGUGGAGAUGACUGCAGCAAAUUCCGGUAGAACAGUUCCGGUGUGAUUCUUUUUUUGUGAUACGCAUUUUGUAAUUUUGAUAUAUGAAAGUCCUUUGAAUAAAGAUGUUAGACACUACUUAAACAGUUUUGCUGGAAUUCAGAUAAACAUGUUUUGCUGGAAUUCUUGCCGCCAAAAUACUCUGUGAAUUGGAAAGUAUUGUCACUUUUAAGGAUACAA